Molecule: messenger RNA, 1927 nt
Organism: Aspergillus saccharolyticus JOP 1030-1
Lineage: Eukaryota; Fungi; Ascomycota; Eurotiomycetes; Eurotiales; Aspergillaceae
Product: MFS transporter
Exons: 6
Coding region: 63-1460 (465 amino acids)
Biological process (GO): transmembrane transport
Molecular function (GO): transmembrane transporter activity
Source: RefSeq, a predicted model, not a curated record
AUCAUGUCUCCCCUCUUUUCGCACCACCUCCUCUGCUGCUGUUCUGUGCCCUCGACAGCAUCAUGACUAUCACUACGGUCAAGGAAGGCACCAAAUGGGGCCAGAAAUGGCGCUCAUCGCCGCUGUUCAUCGUGAGUGCCAUGGCCAUAGCACUGUUCACCGAUACGUUCCUCUACACCUUCCUCGUUCCGAUCCUUCCCUACGUACUUGAAAAUCGCCUCGGACUGGAUGUCGCCUUGACACAACGGAUGAGCUUUUCUCUGUUAUCGGAGAGCGCGGUAGCCUCUCUGAUCACGAGUCCCUUUAUCGGUCACUAUGCCGAUGGAUUACCUUCCAAGAGGGGACUGCUCAUCUGGUCUCUGGUGGCGGCCUUGGUCGGGUCUAUAAUCUUGGCGAUGGCGACUUCGACUUUCACGCUGUUCGCCGGUCGUCUGGUCCAGGCGAUUGCCAGUUCGUUUAUUUGGGUGGUAGGUUACGCCACGAUCGCGGACAAUGUUCGGCCGGAGCAUCUGGGCAAGACCUACGGCGUAAUCUCCCUAAUCGUCGCAGCGGGUACCUCGGGCGGACCCAUGGUAGCGGGCAUACUUUUCGAGGUUGGAGGAUACUGGCUCGCAUGGUCGAGCGCCUUUACAAUCCUGAUCGUAGACAUCGUCCUGCGGUUUCUCAUGCUAGAAAAGUCAAAAGCUAGAAAUGAAAGUACACAGCCUGCUCACAGUACCGCGGCGGACCCGGAAAAUGCACCGCUCCUGGGUCACAGCAAUGCAACCGCACCCAAUUUGACAGGGUGGAGGUUCUAUGUAUUUAUCCUGCAGCAUCGUCGAUUCCUGGCUGGUGUCGUUAGUUUCUUCUCCUUUGCCAUCUUGAUCUCGAGCUUCGACACUACCCUCCCACUGCAUGUCCGCGAUGUGUUCAACUGGGGCAGUUUCCCCGCAGGGAUGAUGUUCUUCGCCCUACAGGGACCGGGGAUCAUCCUUAGCCCCCUUGUGGGCUGGCUGAAGGACCGGGUUGGUACGAGGUGGCCAACGACAGCGGGAUUUCUCAUCCUCGCACCAAUCAUGUGGGUAUGUGGGAUGCCGGGCGACGACCGCUUCCCUUGGGCCAACAAAGGCGACAGAGGACAAGUGAUCUACACAAUCUGCGUCACCCUGGUAGGCUCAUUCUCCUGUCUGAUGAAUGGGGCGGCAACAAUCGAAGCCACAGUCACCAUCGACGAGCUUGAAGCUGAGACCCCGGGCAUCUUCGGUCCGAAUGGAGGCUACUCGCGGGCUCUGUCGAUGGCCAGUGUAAGCUGGACUCUGGGCGCAUUUAUUGGGCCCGUGCUUUCUGGAUACCUGGCCGAGCACGUCGGGUACUAUGAAAUGAGCACUGUGAUUGCCAUUGUGUGCGCUUUGUCUGGAGUCAAUGCGUUCUGGAACCUUGACUCUCGGGUGCAUCGAGACCGUGUGAGGGAGUCUGAAUAGACGAGGCGCUCCGUAUGACUGCUGGAAGUUGCAUAACGUAGAACGGUUUGCAUGUGAUGCCAAGGACGACAGUUAUGAGACAUGUCAUAAAAGUUCUGAGUUUAGAUGUAUCUUUGUUUUGACAGCCGAGGGCUCUGGUUUGCUUUCGACGGGGCGGUGGCUUUUGGGGCGUCGACGCUCAACUACCGAUGACUGAUUUAGAUUGACUCCGGACGAAGCCGUACCCUGGAUACGCUUUGGGCUCGCUUAGAUUGAGCCCAGCCGGCUGUUCUUACUAUCGGCCGGCUGAUACGGUCGAGACAAGUCAUAUCUGACAUAGCACACUUAUCCGAGGGACUUGUCUCCGAGCACAGAUUUGUAGAUGCAUUCUCGUUUCUCGCAGAGGUAGUGAUGCCUGCUACUGUGAGCUAGGUUGUCGAGAUACCUUUCGUGCUUGUCCCUCGUAACCUUGAUAUUUGCCAAUGGGC